AUGCCUCGGUGGCGGGACCAUGCUUCCGAAUAUUACGACACGAGCUACCCAGUCAUCGACGACUCGGAGCUCGCGCAAGAUGAGCAAACAUUCUCCGCCCAAACAAAGCAGAUGCGCUUCUAUGUGUCAAGUGGACAGGUAACCUUAGUGAACAAGCGGCCAAAACUUCGCUGGGCGAUCACAUCCGCGAUCAAAGCGCCCUUGUCUGAUGCGACGACCAUCAUCGGCACUGCCGAUGGGUGCAUGCUCUCGUUCACGAACGAGUACGAGUAUGUCUGCGGAGACGCGCACAUGAGCCUUGUUGCUGGCCUCAGCGCAUUCCCCUCGGGUAUGGUGCACUCCGUCGGCUUUGACGACCGUCUGCGCACAGUUGAUGGCCAGGCCUACACGCCUUCAUUGUUCUCGACCGCCGCCCAGCUCAAGGCGGGCGUCGCGGUCAACGGCAACUCGACGGUGUUCGUUGUGGAAGUGGAGAGCGUUGAAGCCGUGCCGUCGAACCAGAAGGUGUUUGACCUCCCUCUCAAAUACUCCCCAAGUGCGAUCGCUGCGUCCAGCUUGCUCGUCGCCGUUGGCGGAGAGAUCAUCAAACAAGCAGCCAAGUCUAAUAAUAUCAACAUCUUUGCCCCCUCUGCAUCUAUUUCCGCCACACUCUCCAUCGCGACCCUCCCCCACACUCCAUAUCCACAACCGUCUCUGGUCCCUCAUCUACCGCAGCAUCAACAAACGGAAACGAUCAUGGUCAGGUGA
This is a messenger RNA of Dichomitus squalens LYAD-421 SS1, 747 nucleotides long. RefSeq lists its product as uncharacterized. The transcript has 5 exons. The record is from RefSeq and is a predicted model, not a curated record. NCBI's taxonomy places the organism in Eukaryota, Fungi, Basidiomycota, Agaricomycetes, Polyporales, Polyporaceae. Gene Ontology annotation, molecular function: protein binding. The coding region runs from base 1 to 747 and encodes 248 amino acids.